GCGGAAGCCCGGACGCCUUUCACGUCAACACCCGCUUGUUGUGGUGUUCUGCCUUUUUGCCGAACCAGGAAGAUGGAUCUGCUGUCGAGCAAAUGGCUCGUUAAUCUGCUCGUCUGUUGCCUUUUCGUCGGCGUCGGCUGUAAUUCGGUGGAAAAGAAGAUUUACGUGAACCUCAAUUACACCGUCCCGUGUGUGCGACUGCUCAACGCCACGCAUCAGAUAGGCUGCCAGUCCCAUUUGUCCGGUAAUGUGGGCGUGCUCCAUGUGCUGGAGUCGGAGGAAAACCUGGACUGGGUCCUGCACUCUGGUCUCACUCCUCCGUAUCUGGUUAUCCUGGAGUCCUCGCUCUUUACCAGAUCCAUCAUGAUGAAGCUGAAGAACGGCUCCAGCAGGGUGGCGGGCGUCGCUGUCGUGACGCCAAACGCAAACCCGUCCCAGGGCACCUCCCCGCACACCAGCUGUCCCAACGAGAACACGGGCGUGUACACGGAGAACUACGAUCCGACCAUGGCCCGCUGUAACGUGACGGUGUGGAACCCGCUGGGAACCGGCUUGUCCUACGAGGAGUUCGACUUCCCCAUCUUCGCUAUGAAGGAGGACAAUGACACGCAGGUCAUACGGCAGUGCUACAUGGACCACAACCGCGCCGGGAACGGCAGCACCCCCCAGUACCCGCUGUGCGCCAUGCAGCUCUACUCCCACAUGUCGGCCGUCACCGACACGGCCACCUGCAUGCGGAGGAAUAACAUCAACUUCAGCCUCAGCCCGGAGAUGGUUUGCGACCCGUUGAGUGACUUUAAUGUUUGGGCCUCCACUCGACCUCUCAACAACACGGCCAAGGGCCACAAGGAGGGGGAGAGCGUGGUGCUAGCAGCAGCCAGGUUGGACAGCCGGUCUUUUUUCUUCGACAUCGCUCCGGGAGCAGAGAGCGGCGUCUCCGGGUUCGUCGCUCUGCUGGCGGCCGCUCACGCUCUGAGGAACGCCACCCAGGAGGCCCCGCCCCCACGCAACAUCCUCUACGCCUUCUUUCACGGGGAAACCUUCGACUACAUCGGCAGCUCGAGGAUGGUUUAUGAUAUGGAGAAGAAUAACUUUGCUGUGGACCUGGACAACAUUCACUCGGUGCUGGAGGUCGGACAGGUCGGCCUGCAUGCUGAAUCCAGACUGUGGCUUCACUCCGACCCCGUUUCCAGGAAGAACAGCAGCGUCAAUGAAGAGGUGAAGAAGCUCAUCCUCCGCCUGCAGUCGGCCGCCUCGGGCCUGAACGUCUCGGUGGAGGAGCCCGGCUUCUCUCAGCCCCUCCCGCCCUCCUCCUUCCAGCGGUUCCUGCGAGCUCGGCCGAUCCCCGGCGUCGUCAUCGAGGACCACCGGUCUGCUUUCACCAACAGCUUCUACGAGAGUAUGUACGAUAACGCCGAAUACCUCAACAUAUCCUACCCGCCGGACCUGACGCCGGACGAGCAGCUCGAGUACGUCACGGACACCGCCAAGGCUCUGACUGAGGUGGCCACCGUGGUCGCCCGGACUCUGUACAUCCAGGCAGGCGGAGCAGAGAGCCGGCUUGGCAGCAUCAACGCCGACCCUCAAAUGGUGACCCGGAUUCUGUACGGUUUCCUGGUCCGCUCCAACAACUCCUGGUUCCAGCAGCUGAUCCCCUCGGACCUCGUGAGCCACCUGACGGACCGGCCCACGAACUUCUACGUGGGCGUGGCCCAGCAGCCCGGCAAGCCCACCCUGCUGGUCCAGUACCUGCUGGCUAACCUGACCGGCAGCACCGUUAACGUCAGCCAGGACGACUGCUGGAACCAGAGGGUGGAGGAGCAGGACAAAGAGAGCAAACACAUGUACUCCUACCUGUGGGUUCAGGGCGCGGCGCCCCCCAACAGCACCGAGCGGGUGGGCUUCUGCAUGCGCUCCGCGGCCCGUCUCUCCAAGGCGCUGUCGCCGGCCUUCGACCUGCAUGAGUACACCUCCAAAGACUACUCGACGUGGACCGAGUCGCGGUGGAAGACCAUCAAAGGACGCAUCUUCCUGGUGGCGAGUCACGAACUGGAGAUGUUGACGCUCGGCGUGGGCGUCGGCGUGCUGCUGACGUCCCUGAUGCUGACGUACAUCAUGAGCUCCAAGGCCGACAUACUCUUCAGCUCGGGGAGGGAGCCCGCCAACGCCACCUACUGAGGCGGCGCCGGCCCACCACCCCCCCCCCCCAACCCCACCAACCCCCCCCCCCACCACCACCACCACUACAACAACUACAUCCAUCCCAAUCAGACAUGGACAGACGCACCACGAGGAGGUACAACCGGUGAGACGCAGCACCGUUUAUUUUUUUGUUUUGACGACGAUGUUUAUGGACUCACCGAGGUGAGACGUGACACGAGGACUGGACCGGACCGGAUGGAUCUGGACUCAUCAGGUUCAGAAAACACUGCUCAGACCCUUUGUCAGUGGACACGGUGUUUAUAUUUCUUUUUGUUUUUCUCUUCUUUUUUUUUGUCGAAAAAAGGAUGUUUCGUUAAUACGGGGAAUCGGCAAUAAACAUCAAGCAUUAUUUUUCAGCGCGUUUUCUCCGAUUGUGAAUAUGUAAAUGUGUGUGUGUGUGUGUCUGUGUGUACGGACAACGAGUGUGUGUGUGUGUGUUUUGAACUGUGAGGAUUUCGAUGACGUGUGCAAUACUGCAGCUGUCUUCUCUGUCGAUGUCGUUAACUUAUCAAUCAGUUCCAAGAAGAAUAAACCUCUUUUUUUUUUGAGUCGGUGAACAAGUAAUUAAAUUUAAGGUCAAUUAAAUUCAAAUCUGGACACGUGUGGUGAA
Cyclopterus lumpus (lumpfish) is the source of this 2812-nucleotide messenger RNA. It is a transcript of the gene ncstn, whose product is annotated as nicastrin. The record is from RefSeq and is a predicted model, not a curated record. Bases 73 to 2178 code for a protein of 701 amino acids. Gene Ontology annotation, biological process: Notch receptor processing; protein processing. Lineage: Eukaryota; Metazoa; Chordata; Actinopteri; Perciformes; Cyclopteridae. Gene Ontology annotation, cellular component: membrane. The transcript is spliced from 17 exons.